AUGAAGAUUAUAAGCCAUGCUGGCAUCACGAAGCCCAGUUUCUUGCUUGUACAUUAUGAGUUGUCUGCUCUUACAUUCCGCAAACCGCAACUGAUUUCGACUACGUCACUGUGCAUUUCAAGUUAUAAUGAGAAGAGCCACGGAUUGAAGCUUAGGCUGCACUGCUCUGCUUCUGGCAGAACUCUUUCAUCUAGGUCGACAAACUUACGCUUGUCCAAGGAGGAUAAAUUAAAUAGGAAGCAGGAACAAGUUUCUUCUGCUUCGUUGUAUACUCAUCCUAGUUUAUUACAGAUGAAGAAUGAGAGGAUAGCCAACCGUACCCGUGUUUAUGAAUUCUUGAGGAGUAUUGGUGUUGUACCAGAUGNUGAAUUCUUGAGGAGUAUUGGUGUUGUACCAGAUGAGCUUGAUGGCUUGGAGCUUCCUGUUACUGUUGAGGUUAUGCAAGAGCGAGUGGACUUCCUUCACAAAUUGGGGCUUACAAUUGAAGAUAUAAACAAUUACCCUCUUGUCCUUGGCUGCAGUGUGAAGAAAAACAUGAUUCCGGUGCUCGAUUAUCUAGGCAACCUGGGGGUGAGAAAAUCCACUUUUACAGAUUUUUUGCGCCGGUACCCACAAGUCCUCCACGCCAGUGUUGUUGUAGACCUUGCUCCAGUUGUAAAGUAUCUUCAAGGCAUGGACAUUAAGCCUAAUGAUGUUCCUCGAGUUUUGGAGAAGUACCCAGAAGUUUUGGGAUUUAAGCUUGAGGGAACCAUGAGUACUUCAGUGGCUUAUUUGAUUGGAAUUGGGGUAGCAAGACGAGAGAUUGGUGGGCUAUUAACUAAAUACCCAGAGAUAUUGGGAAUGCGAGUAGGUCGGGUGAUCAAACCUUUUGUGGAAUAUCUGGAAAGCUUGGGGAUACCAAGAUUAGCUGUUGCUAGAUUGAUUGAGAAGCGACCUCACAUUCUUGGAUUUGGACUUGAAGAGAAGGUGAAACCUAAUCUCAAAUCCCUUUUAGAGUAUCAUGUUAGGCAAACAUCACUUGCUGCUGUUGUCGUUCAGUAUCCUGAAAUCAUAGGAAUUGAUCUGGAGACAAAGCUUCUCAACCAACAGGGGUUCCUCAAUUCCAUUAUUGGAUUGGCUCCAGAUGAAUUUGGGAGAGUCGUAGAGAAAAUGCCACAGAUCGUUUGCCUCAGUGACAGGGCAAUAGUGAAUCACGUGGAUUUCCUCAAGGAAUGCGGAUUCUCCUCAGAACAAGUGAAGAAAAUGGUUGUGGGGUGUCCCCAGUUGCUGGCUUUAAAUACUGACAUCAUGAAACGCAGUUAUGAUUACUUCAAAACCACAAUGGAUAGGCCAUUGGAUGAUUUGAUUAUGUUCCCUGCUUUCUUCACUUAUGGUCUGGAAUCAACCAUUAAACCAAGACAUAAGAUGGUUGCUAAGAAGGGAGUGAAAUGUUCGCUUGCAUGGCUACUUAAUUGUUCGGAUGAGAAAUUUGAAGAGCGGAUGAAUUAUGACUCCAUGGACAUUGAAGAGAUGGAAAUGGAAUCAUCAUUUGACUUCAAUACUCUGAUGGAACCAAGAAAUGAUGAGUCCUCUGAUUAUGAGGAUGAUACUGAUGGCGAGUAUUUAUAG
Fraxinus pennsylvanica is the source of this 1608-nucleotide messenger RNA. The record is from the annotation of a GenBank genome assembly. Lineage: Eukaryota; Viridiplantae; Streptophyta; Magnoliopsida; Lamiales; Oleaceae.